Heterocephalus glaber (naked mole-rat) is the source of this 16642-nucleotide messenger RNA. The record is from RefSeq and is a predicted model, not a curated record. Lineage: Eukaryota; Metazoa; Chordata; Mammalia; Rodentia; Bathyergidae.
UAAAGAAAGACUUUACUCCAAGGGCUUCCUCCUCACUGGAGAAUUGCCGGAAAGAGCAAACAAAAAAGGCGCUGGUGUAGGCUCCAAAAUAAACACAUCUGAAUUCUUGAUGCCAUCGACAGAGGCUCUUACUGGAUUAAAAGUUUCAAAACAAACAGUAACGCUUUGGAAAAAGGGUUGAAUGUGUGCCUGCACCUUCAGGCAUGACCAUGGAGAAAGGAGGGAACAUACAAUUGGAGAUCCCUGACUUCAGCAACUCUGUCCUGAGCCAUCUAAACCAGCUGCGCAUGCAGGGCCGUCUCUGUGAUAUUGUGGUCAAUGUGCAAGGACAAGCUUUUCGGGCUCACAAAGUGGUACUGGCUGCCAGCUCCCCCUAUUUCCGGGAUCACAUGUCCUUGAAUGAAAUGAGCACUGUCUCCAUUUCAGUCAUCAAGAACCCCACUGUUUUUGAACAGCUCCUUUCUUUCUGUUACACAGGGCGGAUAUGCCUGCAACUGGCAGAUAUCAUCAGCUACCUAACAGCUGCCAGUUUUCUGCAGAUGCAGCAUAUUAUAGACAAAUGCACACAGAUCCUGGAGGGCAUUCAUUUCAAAAUUAAUGUCGCUGAGGUUGAAGCAGAAUUAAGUCAAACAAGGACAAAGCAUCAAGAGAGACCUCCGGAGUCUCACAGGGUCACACCAAAUCUAAGCCACUCCCUUAGCCCACGACAUAGUACCCCGAAGGGGAGCCGGCGAGGACAGGUCAGUGCUGUGCUGGAUAUCAGAGAGCUAAGUCCCCCUGAGGAAUCCACCAGCCCUCAGAUCAUCGAACAGAGUUCUGAUGCAGAGAGCCGGGAGCCCAUUCUCCGGAUUAACCGAGCAGGACAGUGGUAUGUGGAGACAGGAGUGGCAGAUCGGGGGGGCCGGAGCGACGACGAAGUCAGGGUUCUGGGAGCUGUGCACAUCAAAACUGAAAAUCUGGAGGAGUGGCUUGGGCCUGAGAAUCAGCCUUCUGGAGAAGAUGGGAGUAGUGCAGAGGAGGUCACUGCCAUGGUCAUUGACACCACAGGCCAUGGUUCCAUAGGACAGGAAAGUUAUACUCUAGGGUCUGCAGGAGCCAAGCUGGCUCGGCCAACAAGCAGUGAAGUUGACAGAUUUAGUCCCUCCGGCAGUGUGGUUCCCUUGACAGAGAGACACAGAGCCAGAAGUGAGUCUCCUGGGAGAAUGGAUGAGCCCAAGCAACCCAGCUCACAGGUAGAAGAGUCAGCAAUGAUGGGGGUAAGUGGCUAUGUGGAGUAUCUCCGGGAGCAAGAAGUAUCUGAGCGGUGGUUCCGGUAUAAUCCCCGUCUCACCUGCAUCUACUGCGCCAAGUCUUUCAACCAGAAGGGGAGCCUGGACCGCCACAUGCGCCUGCACAUGGGGAUCACACCAUUUGUUUGCCGCAUGUGUGGCAAGAAGUAUACCCGGAAAGAUCAGCUGGAGUAUCAUAUCCGUAAGCACACAGGCAACAAGCCCUUUCACUGUCAUGUUUGUGGCAAAAGUUUCCCCUUCCAGGCCAUCUUGAAUCAGCACUUUCGAAAAAACCACCCUGGCUGUAUACCGCUGGAGGGGCCUCACAGCAUCUCACCUGAAACAACUGUCACAUCUCGAGGACAAGUUGAGGAAGAAUCACCUUCACAGGAAGAGACAGUUGCUCCUGGGGAAACCACCCAGGGCUCUGUGUCCACUACUGGGCCAGAUUGAAAGAUCGAGGGGGAGGGGGCAGACCCUCUUCCCCUCUGGGCCGUAAGCAGCCCACAUCAGGGCCAUGGGCUAGUACUUAGAUUCACAAAAUGCCACAUCACUAGACCAGAUGUUCCCAAGAUAUUGCCAAACUAAAGGGUCAGCAACAUACAAAAGCACUAAAGGCUCGUCCCCUUCUCCUUCCACCUCACACUUUGGAAAAUAAUUAAGCAAAUCAACUUUCUAAUUCAGGGAUCAACAGCCUUGGUUUGUUAACUUUAUAAGAAAAAAUUUUUUAACAAAACUAUGACAAAUCGUCAUUUAUCUGCCAGUCAUGUUGAAACACUGUACUUAGAUCCAUAUCAUCUUGGUGGCUGUAAUUGCCCAGUAUCUAAAACAUGCAACAGGAGCCUCGGACAUCUGAAGCAACCAACCACAAUAGAGGAGGUAGUCGUGAGGAGGAGGAUUCCUUCCCUGCCAGAAUCUUCACACUUAAAGGAAAAAAAUGAAUGAAUACUGGUGGUUCUUACUGUUCUGGAAGGUUAGACUUUUCUUUGCCCUUACUAGGCAGCCAAUACUUUGCCUGAUUUUUCAUGUCAUCAGCCAUCUUGGCGCAGUGUUCUAGUGGGCAGCAUCACCUGAAGCACUUUAGGCAACUGGAAGUGAAACAAGCAGCAAAGUGUUUGUAGUAGGUACUGCUGCAUUUGGGGGCUUGAGUGGUAUAUUGAGGAAAAGAGGAGCAGGGAAGGAAGUGUUUGUAUGUUUUGCAAAUAUUGAGCAACACAGAGCCAUACUGCAGCUUCCUGACUGAUACUUAUAAACCAUAGUGUUUAUACAUUCUUGGUGUUAAGGGAAUGGCUCUAGUUCAGAUGAAUUAACCUGUUAGGCUGACUACCAAAGUUUCAUCCAGUCUAUUUGGCUCCUACUUUCACACAACAGCAAUACUCUACAUCAAAAAUGUCACUUUCCAGUGAAAUGAGCCUGGAUUGUAUUUUUAAAUCCACAGGUGUCCAUAUUUGAUAACUUUUAUAUGAAGUUUUAAACACAUUUUUUUCUGCAAUACUGUGGUUGAAGAAACUCAACACAAUUGUUCUUACUGCAACCACAAUUUCAUUUCCUUCUACAUAUGUAGUAGUUUGUAUUUUCAGUCCAAUGAAGAACCUCACUUAAAUCUGUCUCGGGUCAGCAAACCUAGUUAUUCAUAAACCUACCAUCAGCACCUUGCUGGUGACUCCAAGAGCUUUGAUUUUUUAAUAACACUGCAGGGCACUUACCAGAAAACAUCAUGCACAAUCGUGUUGCAAUAAAUGAUCAAGGGGUCAGUUUUGAUCAGGUCUGGUAACUUCAUCAUUCCUAAGAUUUUUAAAACUUCAGAGGGACCUUUUUAGUAAUUCUGGGUUUUUCUGAGAUUCUUAAUCCAGCAUUGAAUGAACUUAACAAGCAUGUAGAGCUUUAGAUGCCCUGUCUUGCAUGCGGAGAGAACAGGAAGAAUACUGAGGGAUGCAGGCAGAUAGAUGCUUACAACUUAGAGUGCAAAUAGAACAAGAGAAAAAACUAUAGUUUCUCUUGAUUUUUAAAAAAAUAUAUGUAAGUAUGUAAUGGGUUAAGAAAUUGUUUUGGUGCAGAGACAUAAAUGAUUGUAACAGAGAUUUGGGAGAGGGACUGGUCAAACCUGCACUGGAGAGCCAUUUGUGAAAAUGUUAGUUGUAUGCUCCUUUCCUGAGAAUGCUUUGUAGUAUGUGGAAGGUGGGUAAAAAAGAAUGACUUUUUUCGCUGAUGAGAAAUUAGGAUGCAAAGGGUAGCUUUAAGCAAUCUGAGAAUUGCACAUAGACACACAGCUGUACUCUAUCUAUAGGGAAAGUCUUCUGGAAAAGCAUAGAAAUUCGUCUUUUUGAGGACUGUCACGAUGCUACCAUCUGAUAAGAGCCUAACCUUAAAGGCAGCAUUGGAGCUGUAUUUUUUUAGGAGACAUAGACUGGAACAUUCUCUUUAGUUGGAUAACAGCAUGAUACCUUGAAAACUGUCUCCUAGAGCCAUAUUAAGGGGAUGGGUUGUGCUUUGUGGACUAGAAAUACAGAGUUGAAAUUCGACUGAAAUCCUUCAGGAAACAUUUCACCUGGUAAUCAAGGCUUUCAAUGCACAGAUUUCACCAUAGUUAAACAGGCAGGGAGCUGGGAAGUACAGAAUAUGCUGCUUUAAAUGGAGCUUUUAAGCCUACCAAAAAAAAAGUUAAGUUCACCCUACUUUUGAGAAAUACUAUGCUGAAAAGUUCUUUAUUGCUUUGUUAGUUUUUUAGAUUACAUGUGAGAAAAUAGAGCUUUUUAAACUAUUACCAAAUUGCAAAGGCGAAGUACAGUGAUUUCUGUAAAGAGAAAACUUUUUGCAGCAUUUGUUAGUACUCCUUUCAGAAUUGCAGCAAAUGUCUUAAAUGCAGUAGGGACUGUCUAAUUCAUGUGGAAAUCAUAUGCGUGUUUGGUAGGUUCCCCCUCCCUUUCAUUCACUUCCGUGUAGGUUUUUACUGCAUUGAUACUGUGAAUAGUGCUUCCUGGUUGUCUAGAACCACAUCAGCACAGUCAUGUUUCCUGGUUCUCUCUUAAUUGGCCUAGCCAGAGCCAUGAAAUAAUGAAAAUUUAAGCCAGGCUAGCUUUUAAACAAAUUGAAACUUCUGAAAGCAAUUUCUUUAUUUUAGUUAGAAGAGAUAUGAUUCUAAAUAUCCAGGAUUCUUAGCCAGGUUCACUGUGACAUUGCCCAAGUUCUUAGGUAACAUCACUGUAGGAGUGUAGGAGUUAGUAAUGUUCUACAUACAUUAAUGAAUACCUGUAAUCAUGUGUGCAUGAAGGAUAUGUCUUAAGGAUGUUCUUAAAUUUACUUUAGCUGAUGCUGAAAACUCAUUACCAAAUCUUAACUUGCACAUGUCACCUUGUGAAGGGAACUGCAUUAGCACUGAGAGCUAAGUAAUGAUUAAGAAACUUAAUGCCAUGAAAUUGUAAACACUGGGAUGAUUUUCAUUUAUUGCGUGGCACUUAAUAGCAAAAGACCUACCUGUCCAAUAUUCUAAGCAAAAAAGGAGAAAUGGCCACAUACUAUUUUCAUUUUAAAAUGCACCUUUUAUUCUCUGCCAAUUCUGAUACCAAGAUAAAAUACCGCAUUGGCAUGACAGUAACUCUGUACUUAGGCAGAAAGGCUCUUUCUAAUGACUUGUUCUCUUUUUACUCAGAACCAUAUUUACCUCUAAGCUGAGUUUUAUUUUAUGUAAGUUACAAGCUGCCCCACACCAUUUUAUUACAUUGAAGAGUUAAGUCUAAUAAUCUUGACUAUGUAAAAAUAAUUUAGUUUGUACAAGAUCAGAAGAAAGCAGUUAAGGAAAGUUUCCCUGCUUUUUUAGCAUUUUUUUCAGUUUUCCAUUUUCCCCUAUAAGUCAAGUAUGGCUUUCCAAAGAUGGUAGGAGAGCAGACAUGGAUUAUUUUCCCGCUAACUUCACAGCUGAAAUCUGGUUUACGUUGCACGUUGUCUGAUGGAAGAGUGAAAUAGGGAGCUUCACUUUAAUAACUGAAUACUCUUUGGCCAUGAAAUAACUUUUAGAAUUGUAGCUGUUACUUGACACUAAUUGUGGGGUUUUUUUUUUUAGCUCAGGCAAACUACAUUUUAUUUAAUUAGAUUAUCCAAUUUAAAGAAAUGAAAGCAGCCCGGCCUGGUGGUGCACGCCUGUGAUCCCAGCACUCGGGAGGCUGAGUAAGGCAGGAGGAGCAAGGCGAGUUUGAGGCCAGCCUAAACUAUAUAGCAAGACCCUGUCUCAAAAAAAAAGAAAUGAAAGCAAUAGAUAAUAAAAAGGAAAUGAAUCGAGCAGACAAAAGUCUUCUGAAUCAUGGUGGAAAAACAUUUAAUCAAAAAGGAGUUGGAAUUCUGGAGGUUUUUCUUUUUUCAUCUACAACUGUGAUUUUUUUUUCUUCUUCAAAUGCCCUUCCUCUUAUCUGUGUAUUUGUCCAAGGGACAACAGAGAAGUCUUUAUUGAACUUAGUCUUGGAAAUGGAAGUCUUAUGCCAUAUGAGAAAGAAUUUAAAAUAUUCAAAUAUUUUGGUAGCUAAGAUUUCAAAAAGGAGCAAGCAGUUGUCAGGUAAAUACUUCAGGGUUCAGCAAACCACGGCCCUCAAGCCAAAUCCUAGGCCACCUACUUGUAGAAACAAAACUAUAUUGGAAUAGGGCCACACCUGUGCAUUUGGUCUUUCUGUGCAUUAUGGUGUGUUUCUAGUGUCAUGAUAAAGUACACAGCCUGUACAGUACAUGGCCUUCAUAGUUUAUUUUGAGACAGGACCUCACGAAGUUGCCUAGGCUGGCCUUAAACUUUCUGUCCUCUGCCUCAGGCUCCUAAGUAUGAGUAUGCGCCAACAUGCCUGGCUAUCCGUAAGUUUCUUUAAAGAGCUUGCCAUUUUUUUUUCUAGAUCCUUUUCUCAUGAACCACUUUGUUUUUCUAUUUCAUGAUUUCCAUUGAUUAAAGGGCAUUUAAAAUGGGUUUAUUAUUUAUUUUCACCUUAAAACGGCAGAUAGGUUAAAGUUUAGGAUGGUAGUUGUUUAUAACAAGAUAAUUCUGCAAAUCAAAUAAUUUCCAUGCGUAAUAAUAUGGUGUUAAGUGGACACCAUGUUUACAUAAAAGACUGUUUGAAAAGUAAUGUUUUUAUAAGUGAGUUUUGCCAUUCCUCUGAGUUGACUUGAACUGGUUUGAUAGUAAUGACCAGAAUGAAUUUAUUCCCAUUAGAAUUAAAAAAUAUGGGCCGGGGAUUUAGCUCAGUGGUUUUGCCGUCUGCUACGCAAGCACAAGGACCGGAGUUCAAUCCCCAGUACCAAAAAAAAAAAAAGUAAGAAUUAAAAAAUAAUUUGAGUAGUUUCAGUUCUUACCAGGAGUACUGUUUUUCUAGAUUAGAAACCUAUACUUUUCCCCUAGCCUAUAAAUCUUCACUUUAAUUUCCUGAAGUAAACUCACUCUAUUCUUACAUAGAGUACUAAAAACCCAAAUCUUCCUUUUUUUUUUUUCCCCUCCCUGGAUGUUUUAAAUAUAAUGAAACAUCUGAAGACUUCUUUCCAUUUGUUAGUGUUUCUAAUUCUUAUGUCCUAUAUCACAACUGAAUAUACUGUGAAUCUUAAAUCUGAAUUAAUCUGUAAUGACAGAAGUUAAAGUAUCUCAUGGGAGCAGAUCUCCUAUUCCAAUCCCUUGUCUCCAGUGAUAGGUAAUAUUUAGGAGAAUCUGUUCCACUAAGUAAAUUCUAAGUGCUUUUUUUUUGGUACUGGGGAUCAAACUCGGGUCCUUGUGCUUGCGCAGCAGGCAGCGAAACCAGUGAGCUAAAUCCCCGGCCCUCUAAGUACUUUUUAGUACCAGACAACAUGCUUGGAAUUUGUGUAAAAAAAUUGGAUUUAAACAUAGUUUAGAUGUGGCUUUCCAUACUUGAGAGUCCUAAAUCCGCUUGGUUGGUGUCUGGUGCUUUUUAAAAGCCUGCGUUUUUCAGUAUCCUGAGAUAAAAAUUCAAAAAGAAAGGGAUAGAAUUAGCUAUACUGUGUUUAAGUGGCAUAACUGUAAUUAAUGCUCAAAAUUAUCCUACGAGGUAGUAACAGUACUAAAAAUAGCCCACUGUUUUGAUGUUUAUGUGCUUAAAUUUAAGAAUAACUCAUCUAAUCCUAUGACAAUCCCAUGAAAAUGGAUGCUGUUAUCAUCUUCAUUUUCGAGAGUAGAAACACAGUUUGAUCUAGACAGUCUGACACCUGACGCUCUCCGUGAACUGUUGCCUCCAGUGGGUGUAGUUACACCACACUUUAUAGCUGAGAAAACUGAUGAGCCCAUUGUUGUAAACUGCAGGACCACUAUUUACCAUUCUGAUUGCCCAGAGUGUUUUCACUACAUCACAUGCACUGCAUUUAUUAUAAAAAGUUGGCCAGAACUGGAUUAUACAAGAGCCAGUAACAGAAUUGCUCUACAUGAAUUUGUACCUUCAUGAUUUUUUUUUUUCAUACCGGGGAUUGAACUCAGGACCUUACACUUGCAAGGCAGCCACAGUGCCACUGAGCUAAAUCCCCAGCUACAUGAAUUUGUAAUUCAAGAGUAAGUAAUUAGAUUUUUUUCAAAAGAUGAUGCAUUUGAUCUCUGAGCAGAUUUAAAUAUUUACUGGGGAUAUUGCCCACUGAUUCAGAGGAAUAAAACUUUUGUAGGUCUAACUGUGAGUGAAUGAAUGAGUUACUGCCAAGGCAGAAAUUACAAGAUAAUUUUCCACUUAUUUAUUGCUGUGUAACUAUUCUAAAGCUUAGUGGUUUAAAACAACCUCCACUUUGUAUAUCAUGAUAUUUGUGAAUCAGGAGUUAAGGGAGGGUUUUCUGGGCAGUUAUGCUAAAUGUUUACCUGGUGGUAUUCAGCAGGUGAUUGGACUGGUCUGGUAGGUCCCAGCUGGUCUCACAGCUGAUAGAUUGGUAUAGAGGUCAGGCUCAGCAGGGCUUCUCUGCUUUGAGUCUCAGGACUCUCCAGGGUUCUUUCUCUAAAGGUAGUCCGACUUCUACCAUGGCAGCUCAGGCCUUCCUGGAGGCUGGGCGGAAGGUGCCAGUCCUCCUAAAGGCUAGACCUAGAACUGUCAUACAGUUACGGCCAUCCUAUUGGUCAGCUCACAUCUGUGGGGAGAGGAAAUAGCGUCCCAUUUUACGAAAGCAUGUCAGAGAUUUGGAACCAUCUUUCAUUUCCUGUAGGUAACUUUAGGGCUUUUUGUUUUUGUUUUUUUCUUGCCUCUCUUAUGGCCAGUUCAUAAUGCUAGAGAAAUCAUUGACUAUUUACUAUGGGUCAGUAAAGGAUCUAGAAGAACAAUGAGACAAAUCCCUGCAGCAGAUUUUAUUAGCUACCAACUUCUCCCAAGUUUCAUUUAUGGCAGACUGCAUUUUUUCAUUUUGUACCCUGUUCUAAGUUGUGACUAUUUGCCUGUAUUUGCUGUGAACCCACAAUAACUAUACAUGCUGAGCCUAAAAUACUGCAUAGGAAGUAAAAAGCUUACUGUUAGAGAACUUGAUUUAUUAGAGAUGUCAUCUGUAUUUUAAGUUUACAAAUAAGUGACUGUGGUGUGGAAAAAUAUGGCUACUAAAUUACUCUCAACAGGAGUUUCUAGCAUGUGGUUAGAUGAGUUAUAUGGUGGAGAUAGUAAAAGUUUUACCUGUUUAUCUUAGUACACUAUACCUCCUCUGGCAUCAUUUUGGCCUUAAUGACAAAUUGGUUCAUCCUGUUUUUAGUACCUUUCAUACAGGAAAAUCUUUUGACUGAUUUUACAUGUCAUUAAUCUUGUGGGGUUUUUUGGUUUUUUGCUACGGGGUUUGAACUCUGGACCUUGUGCUUUCGAGGCAGGCGAGGUGCCACUGAGCUAAGCCCCCAGCCCAGUAAUCUUUUAAAUUUAGCAAUUGCUACCAGCUUCUCAUUUAAAAAAAAAAAAAGAUUAUUUAAGUUUUUUGUUUUGAUCUAGAUUUGUCUGAUUUAAGUCACUUUUAUUUAAACUCCUGCUAUCUUUUUUUUUUUUGGAGACAGGGUCUCGCUGUGAAGUUCAGGCUGGCCUCAAACUCACAGCAAUCUUUCUGCAUCAGCCUCGGAGUGCUGGGACUACAGGCAUGUGCCACCAUGCCUGGCUAACCUCCUGCUGUGUUACAAUAAUCAGAAAAAAAGACUUCCUGCCUUGAGGACAAAUAUGGGCAGAGAAUGAAUUCUGCUCUAUAAAUGAUCAUCACUAAAACAGAACACGUGUAAAAAAACAGUUUGCGAUUAUCCAUUCCAUGUGCUGUUGUUUCCUGGUGAAUUAGUUCUGAAGGCUUCUUGCUGAUCAUCUCCAAUUCCCAUAUAGUGAACAGAUAGAUUUCUGUUCCUAGUCAGCCCUCAGGAAUUUCGAAUACAGGAAAUAAAGGGAUACUCAGGGCCAAAGACUUGAUUUACUCUGCAGAAUACUGGGAAGGAGAAAAGACACCUUUGGCAUUUGCAGUUGGAUAACCAGAGAUGGAAUGUUUGAGGUUUCUGUGCAUAAUGAUCAAUUAGAUUUUUUUGCAGAGGGGAUAGCAAAGUUUUAUUAAAGGUAGCAAAAGCAACAGGUUCUGUAGAGCAAAUUUAGGCCAAGUAAAAGGAGGAAAAGUACACCCUACAGCACGAGGGCAGGCCACCAUGCAGAGAGAACAAAGUGGGCCAAACAGAUUUUAAUACAUAACAAUUGGGGCAAGUUUUUAAGGAAUAAAAACUGCUUUAAAGUUUUCUUUUGAGCCUCGUUUUCACUCCGGUAUAAUUAAUCUACCUUCAAAGUCUGCCUUUCGUGUGAGAAAAAACCUUUGAAAAUAUAGUCACAGGGAAUGAAAUCUUGUGAUAUUCUAUGAAAAUGUCUCACAUUUUAUAUUAUAAUUCUGUGGGCCCUCCAGUUUCUCUGUGAAUCCUGUUUGAAAUCAUUAGGUGGUUGCAUGAAAAAUAGGCUCUGUGGUCUUGAAUUACAAAAGAGAACAAGGUCAGAAAAAAGGGACUCUUGUAGAUUGAUGAAAUAUUUUGUUUCUUUUCAGCAUCACAAGUCUAAACCAUUUCAAGCCUAUCACAGCAACCCGAGUAGAAAUUACUUAAAGUUUCGAUUUCUGCUUUUAGGCACAUCUUGAAGCAGACAUUAAUGACAUAUUUUAAGAUGAGCUACUGAGUUUCCCAUAAAGUAAUAGAAUCCCAACUAUAGUGGUUAAGAACCACUCAAAAACAGAAAUGCUAUGCAGGGAACAAAGCUUAAAAUGUGUUUCCUCUGGAAACCAAGAUGCUAAAACAGAGGUCACUCAAAGUGUGGCUAAAAUCCACCUCUGGAAUGGCUAUCAGAUAGCAGAAAUAUUUAGAAUUUAUAUGGUAUUUCUAAUAUUUUUACAGAAAUAAUUGUAAAUCAUAUACCUUGAAUUUUUUAAAAAAUCAGCCUGUUUUCUUUUUUGGAAGACUGGCCCAAUAAAAAUAACACUAGUAUAAUUCAUUUGUAUAUGCAUGUGCAUUGAACACAGAAUGGUAUACUAAUGAUAGUUCACACAAAUAACUUUUGUGGGAAGUUCAGCUAUUUUCUUAAUAUCUUUUUUCAUAAAUGUAUGUUUAUAAAUAUAUUUACUCAUUCACCAUGACCUUGGUAGCAUGGAAGCAUUUUGUUAGCUGUAUUAUUCUGAAAAUCAAAUUUUUGGCAUAGUAGGCUGUGAGAGUGUCUUGUUAACUUUGUAUUUUGGCCAAGAAAAUCCUUGCACUUUCUAUAUAUAAAGAUGUUAUAACACAGUGUAUCCAUUUAGUGAAGCUGUUCUGUAGAGACACAGAUGUAGGUGUUAAAGUAAAAUAGAUGUUUAAAACCCUGGCAAAAAGAGGGACCUCAAAAAAAGAAACUUGGCUUGCAUCUACCUGAGAAGAGUGGGGAUUAAUACAAAAUCUCAGUUGAAAGUAGCUGUUGUUAUAAGCAUCCUCUUGCUGUGAAUUACAGUAUUGCCAUGAGUUGCCAGCUAUGUGUGAGUGUAUGUGAGAAAAAGGGUGUUAAAUGAAGGCAGAUAAAGUCAAUGCAGAAUAUUCUACCUCUAGCGAAAGACAGCAUAUUCAAGAUUGUUCUGCAGCCUCUUAGGCAGGAGACUGAGGUCCUCAGCCACUUCUAUCCCCACGCUUUUCUAUACUCACUUCAGCUUCUCUACCUCUGAGCACUUGGCUGAAGAAAGAGUGUAGCUCUCUGUAGCAAGCCUAGGAAAACCAGACCUAGGGUGUAGAGGCUGCAGUAGCUGAAAUUCCUGUCAGGUGCAGAUAUUAAUGUGAGAUUUUAUUGCCUAAAUCAAACAGUGUCUAGACACUUAAUGCUUUUUUUAUCCACUGGCUUCUAUUUGGCAAGAGUAGCUGGUGGAGGUAGAGUCUUUCUGUUUGUUUUUAAAGAUGCACCCCCUCCUUUAAUGAGGUAGAACAUUUAUUUGAGUUACAAUUUUCUUUUUUAAUCACCACUUGUAAUUCACUAUUUAGGGACUGGAAUAAUAACCAUAUUUUCCUGAUAAGAAGCCUCCUGCUAAUGUCUUACAUGGAGGUAUCAAGACAUGGGUUUUCAGAGGACCUAUUUUGCUUUUAAUCACUCCAAAGAGGGAUACUCUUGUUUAAUACUGAUACUUGAAUGUUGCAGGUGUCAGAAAAUUCCAUAUCCGUAGUGAAAUGCCACUAGGCAAGCUGACCUUGAAAUCCAGUGCUGCGUUAGUGGAGUUCCUCUUCGGGGCCAGGUCAAGCUUCCCUACCUUUUGAACAUCUGUUACAAUUGAGAAGGAACCGUUGUCCUUUAACACUUACCCUAGAAUGCUCACUCACCACCUUUUCAUUCUCAUCCCUGACUAGGUGGAAGAUCUAAACAGGGAACCCCAGGAAGCAGUGACAGUGAGAGAGGGACCCAUUUUCAGAUGUCAUAUGGGUUGGUACCUGGGUUUAGUUACUAGUAAGUAUUUACUUUCCUGGUGACUUUGGGUAAGGCAAGUGGAGAAUACAGAGAAUGAUGAAAUUCUAAAUAACAAGGCAAACAUUACUCAUACAUGACAACUGACAGAAUAAUAUCUGGCUGAACACACUAUGAACCCUGUAGGUAGGUGAGGUGGUAAACCGUACUAACCUACUGACCACAACUUUUUUUUUUUAACCGUAGUUCUCAGCCUAUAAGCCAUGCUAAUGCACUAGUCUCAGGAAUUAAUUUCAGCUUAGGAAAUGUUUCCCUCUGGCUUGUCAUGUGUGCCCAGAGUCUUGUCCUAGGCCUGCCCCCUGAUGUUUCACUAUAACACAUACUUCAGGUGCAGUCAGUACUGUGGGUCUCACUCCCUAUUCUGGUCAGUGAUCUAUUUAAAAACAAAGCAGUGAGAAGUGCCUCGGUGAUUUCACUGAGACCUGUGAUUUAACAGGUCUCAUGGAUUUACAUGAGCCUGGAAGGCAGCUGUGGGGGCUUACGUGCCUCUGGCUUGGAUGGACACUGGCAUUGAGCUUUGUAUUACAGAACCAUUGGCCUGGGCCAGUAGUGCUCCAUCUUGGCUGCACAUUAGACUUGCCUGGGACCCCUCCAGACAUUCACAUUUCACUGGUGGUGUGCUACUGAAGUUUCAGAAGCUCCUGGUGGGCUGAGAGGUGUAAAGCAGGUACUCAGGGGGUUCAGUCCCUGGCAGUGGGAGUGGGGGCUGACUAGAUGAUUCUAAUGUGCAGCCAGUGUGGGGAUCACUGCCUAGGUGCUCCUCAGAAUCUUUGGCAGCUAGUUCUCUUGACAUCAGAUACCUUUAUUGAUUUCCCAACCAUGGCUCUCAAUUUAAUUUAGAAUGGGCCAGGAGGGCUCAGGUGAUAAAAUGAAUCAUCCACUUCUCAGAGUAACUGUGGAGGGAGAUGCUGUGAUCCAUCCAAAUUCCUCUCUAUACCAAACAAGAUGUGCAUAAGUAAGCGAAACACAUUUUCAGUCUGGUCUCUAAAAUCUUUCCUUUGCGUGUGUGAUUGAGUGGAGAGUUCUUAACUUUGCUAGCUGCAGUAGAGCACUUGAAUGUAUUAAAAGACCCAAGCUGCCUAGGAUAAAACAAAUAGGUGGCAUUGUUAAAGUUAAUGGAGAAAGGAAGGAUCCUGCCUGAGAUGACUGUGAUACUUUGAGAUUGUCUCUUACCCUGUCUUCUAAGUGGGAUCUCUAAGUUCACUUUUUUCAUUCACUUUUCCUUGUGAAUGAAAUUUACUAGCUAAGGCUUAAAUAUUCCUGGAUAUUAUGAAAUGUGAAAUGAGUCAUUUUAGCAUCUUUGUCCUAACCCAGUAAUUCUGAAAUGAGGUUCCAUAUCUUCAUUCUUCUCACCCAGGGCAGAAAAGGAGUUAUAAUGGCCACCGUAGUUUGUCACCUGCCUAUAGUAUCUCAUAUGUAGUACUAGGGAGUGGGGAGUUGUUUUAUUACCCAUAAAAAAUAGUGAGAACCACUGUUCAGACUAGCUACCAAGUGACUUCUGACUCAUGAAAGAAAUGUGUAUUUAAGAACAAGUUCAAAUGUAGCAGUCUCUUUUCAGAGAGUAUUCUGGACCCAGUAGAAAAUUUCAUUUGUAUAUGGUCUAUAAGUAAUUGAUCAUUUGAAAUCGCAAGAGGUGGUAUGUUGAAGAAGAAAAGGUAGAUUGAAGAAAAGGUUGGUUCUUAGUUGAGGACUGUAUUAGAAUCAGACUAUGAUAUUUUUUUCAAGUAGCAUUAGGCCUUGCUUUUUGCUUAAUAUGUAAAUGCCUCCUAUGCCUUAGAAAAUCUGCUGAAGGCUUCCUGUCUAUGGAUGGAAUAGAAAAGCAGUAGCCUUCAGGACUUCAAAAAGGGUAGCCCCUGGGGGUUUUCAUACUGAAGAAUAUUGUAGAGUACUGUGAACCUCAUUGGACUUUAUGGAUUUAUACUGCACUGGAUUUUAAGAUUUCAUGGGGGAGAGGAGAGGAGAGGAGGAAGAUAGGGAAGUAAAACUGUAAAGGUAAAUGUGUGAGCAUGUGCUAUAGCUUAAGCAAGGAAUAAAACAAAUUCCUAAAAGGAAUUCCCUAACAGGACUGUGAAAUUAAGUCAGCAUCCUCUACCUUAAUGGGUUAGCUUCCUGAUUCCUUUCAGGCCUCUAAGAAAUCCUUUGUGAAACAGCUAGACAGAUGUUCACUAGCUUGCCCCAUUCCUUGCCCUCAAAAGAAAAGCAUUCCCAAAGUAUAGGCAAAUGGAAUGUGUUCCAUCUUGGUUCAUUAGCCUUUCAUCUGCUGUGAUCUGUUUUCACAUUUUUAGCCUGUUGCGUUAUUUUGUGCUCUAACUGCAGAACUUAAAUGGAUUUUCUAGUUUAGUCAGCAACCAUGGCUUCCUUCUCCUUUAAGAAAUCUUUAAAAUCAGUACAAGGAGAAGUACUUUGGAAGAGCAUUCAGGUUUCCUGUUUCCUCAUAAUUGCAGGAUGGGACCCAUUUGUGCUCUGCCUCCAAGAGGUGAAGAGAAGGCUGAGGAUUCAAAGAUAGAAAAGUCAAUGUAGCAGAAAAUUGGUUUUCUUCAGGUGGACAUAAUCUGAAAGAAAUCUCUCAAACUGUUCUCUAUGGUGCUUACAUGAUGGGUGACCGCUGUCUCCCAUCCACCUGUCCCUGGCACUGUGCCUUCCCCCUGGUCACUGUGAAAUGCAGAUCACACUGGACUCAGGCCAGAAUCCAGGACAAGUUCCCCCUUCUCAUUUGAGCCCAUCAUUUCUUCCUACAGCUGAAAAUGUAGCAUUUACUUCUCUUUGAGAAACUUGGGAUUUUUCCCCCCAAGAAACAGUAAACUGUUUAAAAGAAAAAAAGACUGUGGUUGUAGCUAUCAAAUACAGAGAUCAUAGGAAGAUUUCACUCCCUCUCAGUUGAUAUUGAUAACAGCAAGAAUCAACUGUGCCCACCUCUUCCUGAGUUUCUAACAGCUCCUGUAGUACCUGUAGACAGACGUACCUAACAACAGUUUUUCACAACUUGCUAAUCAAGGAGGAUUCAUAUUAAAACAGACAAUCAGUUUCUAAAAUGUAAUCCCUGAAAGGGAAUGGGAUAGAGUAUUUUUAACUAUAGUUAAAGAACCUACCAGUCUGUUUUUACCCUUUGGAAAAAAAACCCUAACAUUUGAAAUUUGUGUGUUUUGUGUGCAGCAAUUGCUCCAUUAAUAUAAAGAUGACGUCAGUGAAGCAGGAUAGCACUCUUGUGUCACUGGCUUUAUGAUGCAUCUUAUUUCCUAAGACAUCUGUUUUUGUGACCUUAAUUAUAAAUACCUAUAUAUAUAUAUAUAUAUAUAUAUAGAAUAGGAGUUUCUCUCACCCCACCCUUCUUUAAUCAUUAUCACUUAAAUGUAAACCACCACCUCCUCCCUCCCCCUUUACUGAAAAUAAUGCACUUUAAUUCCUAAGGAGAGUAGCGUUCCUGGCCCUGAAGCCAGAGUACUUCAGGAGGAGAGUUGAGGAGGAAGAACUCUUGCCAGACCUGUAACAUUAACCAAGUUUCCUAAUGUGCACACACAAAUAACAUCCAUUUUUAAACUGCCCCCACCUUCUCCCUGCCGAAGGGAAAAAGAACAGCCAAAUUGAAAAGACUGCAAAUGCCCAACCCUGAUUUUGGAAGUUUCACUGGUUUAAAAAUUUUUUUUCAUUUUUAACUUUAAAAUUACCUUUUUUUGGAGAAAGGAUCUCGCUAUGUAGUUCAGGCUGGCCUUGAACUCACUUUGUAGCCCAGGCUGGCCUUAAACUCUCUGCUAUCCUCCUGCCUCAGCCGCUCAAGUGCUGGGGUUUCAGGAAUGCACCGCCACACCUGGUGAAAAUUAGCUGAUAUUAACUUAUUUUCUCAGCUACCAAGUUGUCAUAAUUUUCUGUGUUCAUUGGGAGGCUGAGAUGCUUUUGAUUAAAGUCAUGAAAACACAAAAGCUCUGUGAUUCAGAAUUGUUUCCUUUCUACGUAUCAGGUCUGUUGUCCCUUAUUUUUUUCUUUUUUUUUUUUGGUACUGGGGAUCAAACUCGGGUCCUUGAGCUUGCACAGCAAGCAGCGAAACCACUGAGCUAAAUCCCCAGCCCUGUUGUCCCUUAUUUUGAUGCUCGAACUCUCCUCCUGUAGAUUCUGUCUUUCCCCUGACGACAAGCCAAUAGUUCUUGGAGGGGUAGCAUGUCUCCUAGAGCCCCAGGAGCCCUGUUGGGUCGGGGAGGGGGGGAGGGCCAAGACUAGGGUUGGGGGAGGGAGAUUCAAAGAAAGAGUUAAGAUAUGUAUGGGUUUAUAUAAACAUAUUUAAAGCAGUUUAGCAAAAGCUUUCUCGUUGAACAGCUUUAAGAACAAUGUGAAUGAGAUCUUAGCAACUUGGUUAGUAAUCUGAAAAGUCUAUUAAUGUAUACUUGAAAUUCUGUUUGUAUAAAAAAUGCAUUUUUUCUUUAUUUUAACACUGUAAAAGAACAUUAUGCAUGUGAGUGGUUUGAGAAUUAAAUGGUUUAAUACUCA